AUGAGUAAUAAGAGGUUUGGCAGCAGCAAGACGAGGAGGAUAAGGAUGCCUAUGUCCACAAUCAAGUUCGUGAAUGUUGUUGAUGAUUCUGAUAUCCCAGACGAGAUUUUGGUCGAAAUACUUCUGCGACUUCCACUGGAGGCUAUAUUCAAGUUCAAAGCUGAAUCCAAGCGAUGGCUUUCUCUUAUUUCUCAUCCUUCUUUUGCCACUUCUUUUCGGAAGACUAGUUCAUUUCCAGCAUGGUACCUUCUUUAUCAGUAUGGACGUCAUGGAUCUCGUCGGAAUCGGAUUCCUGCCAAACAUAUGCGCCUCCAUGUAGCAUUAGAACAGCGUCCUGACUUCUCAUCGCCAAUUUUUUCCCUUGAAUUCCUUGCCCGCCAACGAGAUCAACACCCCAAAAGUUUUAGCACAAAGCAAUGGCCUCGGUAUAGGCAAACUGAUUAUUAUGUAUGCAAUCCACUAAAACAAUGGGUCUCUCACCCUAAACCCCUCCAAUCAACCGCAAAUGGGUGCUCAUUAGAUUCAGUUGCAGCAGCAGCCAAUAUGGAUCUUACAAACUGGUGCGAAUUACUGGUUUCUGGUCUGAACUUAGAUGUGCUUCAUGUGGAAAUUUUUUCUCUAGAUUUUGUUAAGGAUGGAUAUGAAAGUGUCUUGUCCUCGGCCUGUUUGUAUGCAUCCGAGAGAUUGUUUGCUGUGCUCUCCAAUGGGAUUAUGCAUUGGCUUGCAUUUUAUCCUAGAACAAUCAUAGCAUAUGAUCCAAGCAAGAAUCCUGAUCAGUGCCGCUUGAUCGACUUACCUAGAGGAAGUGGAAUUUCUCAGUAA
Molecule: messenger RNA, 822 nt
Organism: Dovyalis caffra
Lineage: Eukaryota; Viridiplantae; Streptophyta; Magnoliopsida; Malpighiales; Salicaceae
Source: the annotation of a GenBank genome assembly